Manis pentadactyla (Chinese pangolin) is the source of this 1215-nucleotide messenger RNA. It is a transcript of the gene C9H11orf97, whose product is annotated as chromosome 9 C11orf97 homolog. Gene Ontology annotation, cellular component: ciliary base. The coding region runs from base 112 to 684 and encodes 190 amino acids. NCBI's taxonomy places the organism in Eukaryota, Metazoa, Chordata, Mammalia, Pholidota, Manidae. The transcript has 4 exons. The record is from RefSeq and is a predicted model, not a curated record.
ACUCUUUGGGCUUUGGGACCCAGCUUUUCUGAUUUCAGACUCCAGCUGUGCACUUCCUAGCCGUACGACCUCAGACAAUUUCCGGAGCCUUUUCUGGAUCUCAGGUUCCCUAUGUGGGCGCAGCAAAGGCUCUCCAGCGAAGCUGGCAGGAGACACAAACGAGGGAUGAAGCGGAAGGCCUUUGCAUUGGCCUGGGAGCUGCGCGCGGAGCGCGUCCGCGGGCGGGAGCGUCCGCAGUCACCGUGGCAACCGGGGACGCCUCGCGAUCCGGGCCGCUUGCGGCAGAGCGGAGGAGGCUGCAUGAGGCUGGAAGACUCGGUGGUGGCGACCGCGGGCCCGGCGCCUGAGACGGGCUGCGGCGGGGAGCAGCCUCGGCCGCCCGCGGGGCAGGGGUGCGGGGCGCGAGGGGAGCCCGGCGGCGGCGGCCCGCAGGAUUCCCGCCAACAGCGGAAGAAGUUUUUAUACUGUGAGCCACAUAAGAGAAUUAAGGAAGUACUGGAAGAAGAGCUUUAUAUUAAGAGAGAUGAAUGCCACAUUAAAAAUCCACCUACAGUUGCCCUGGAAGGGAUCUGGAGCAUUAAAAGGAAUCUCCCUGUGGGAGGCUUGAAGCCCGGACUGCCAAGCAGAAACAGUUUACUGCCACAAGCCAAGUACUAUUCGAGGCAUGGAGGGCUGAGAAGAUAAGAUGAAUAAAUAUUUCCGUGGAGAAGAAACCUCUUACUCCUGGUGUCUGAAAAACAGAGAAGAAACCCAAGUUUGUUUCACAGUUUCUAUUUUUAAAGAAAUGUAUAUUAGUCUGUAAUUCCUAUUAUUGGUAUUAAUUCCUAUCUCUAAAUUAAUUCAAGGUAAUUAAAGAUCUGAAAAGAAUGAGGGAAAAUAUUAUACUUAUUUUUUAGUUGCUCCAGUUGGAAUACAUUGGGCUUAUAAAUCAGCCUAUUUUAUUAAAAUAUGUGAAGCAUAAUGAAACCAAGGCAUUUUAUUGAGUCUUUACUUCAAGGUAAACAUUAUAAAUCUUAAUCCAUCACUAUAGUGUAAUUAUGUUCAGCCAUUAAAAAACAACAACGGAUAUAAAUACAGGUAUUUGUUUCUGUUAGUGAAUGAAUGACAUAGGUGAAAAGCCUCUGACUGGGAGACAAUCAUUUUAAUGUUUGCCUUGAUAGCACUCAUCAUUUCUCUAGAAUUUGUCCACUAAAUAGUAAGGAGCAAAGAAAUCUA